CGCUUAACAUUGUAAACAAAUCCAAUAGAAAUAUUCUCGAAUUCAACGCACUCUUCCUUCUCAGACAGAGAGAGAGAGAGAGAGGAGUUUCUGAGUUGACAUAAUAAAUAUCUCCACACUGGAGAGCUUCGAUUUCGUCGAAAAUGAAGCGAAGGAGAGAGCUGGAGAUGGUCACGUCGGAGAUCAGGUCCGCCAUUGAGGAGCUCUCGCUGCUACCGGUCAACCUCAAAACCGCCGCCUCACCUCCCGAUUCUGUUCCGGUUCCGGUUCCGGUUCCUGCCCCGGUUCAUGUGCCGGUUCAGAUUAAUGUCCAUAUUCCAAUCAAGCCGUUUCUCUCUCUCUGCAAUUUGCUCGUGCAAGUUCUCGAUAAGAUUGGGCCAACAAUGGCUGUAUUGAGACAAGACAUUCGUCAAAACAUUGAGAGAUUAGAGAAGUUUCAUGAUUCUGACCCAUCAAUAUAUUGGGAUGUGGUUGAGAUUUUGAAGAAAGAGGUGAAUGAAGGCAAAGCAAAAAAAGGACCCACUUGUAGCAAAGCUUUUGUUUGGCUUAACAGGUCCCUAGAAUUUGCUCUGGCAUUGUUAGAGUUGCUAGUGAAGGAUUUUGGGAGAAAUAUGGAGGAAGCAGUUGAACAAUCUUACAUCAACACUUUAAAACCAUGGCAUGGAUGGAUCUCUUCAGCAGCCUACAAAGUAGCCCUGAAACUGGUGCCGGAUAGCCGGAGUUUCGUGGAUGUUCUUAAGGUCAAAGGCGAAGAGGACGACGACAUUCUCAAGAAAGACAUACAAAACUUGGUCUCUCUGCUCAUGCCAGUGCUAGAGCAGAACAAAGAAAUUCUAAGAGCUUAUGGAUUGGAUAAGCUGAAAUCAACGUGAAGAUGAAUGUCCAAAUUUUGCUGGAUGGUGUAUGAAAUAUGAUGCCUCUUGUUUUAGGCCAAUGUACAGUGGAAAUAUUGUGUAUAAUAGUAACCUCUUUUUUCAUUUCUCUAGUUUUUAACAUAUCCCCUGUUUGUUGUACACAAAACUUUGUCAUGGGCGUUCUUUUAAUUCGUCUCAUGAGUGUUUACACAUGUUGAGAUAGAGAAAUAAAUUGAGUUGUGUUGCAAUUUUCAA
Salvia splendens (bonfire salvia) is the source of this 1109-nucleotide messenger RNA. RefSeq names its product glycolipid transfer protein 3. The record is from RefSeq and is a predicted model, not a curated record. The transcript has 6 exons. Lineage: Eukaryota; Viridiplantae; Streptophyta; Magnoliopsida; Lamiales; Lamiaceae. The coding region runs from base 144 to 872 and encodes 242 amino acids. Gene Ontology annotation, cellular component: cytoplasm; membrane; cytosol. Gene Ontology annotation, biological process: intermembrane lipid transfer; ceramide transport. Gene Ontology annotation, molecular function: ceramide 1-phosphate binding; ceramide 1-phosphate transfer activity.